AUGUCAGCUGGAGCUUCUUCCAGAAAAACCCUGGAACUGGAGAGCUUCCGCACGAGGUUCAGUGCCUGGACACCAUUUAGCAACAAGUCUUUAAAUAGACAGCUCUUUCAGGAAAGAGUUGCUCUUAUAAGUCAUUGGUUUGACCUCUGGACUAACAAGCAACGUCAAGAAUUCUUAUACACGAUACUUUUACGAUGCACUAAAUCACAAUUAAGGUUUUUCCACGACCACUUUUCAGAAAGGAUGCAAGUGACCAAAGUGGAUUUCUCUACAGUGUUACCACGCUUCAUUUCUCUCUAUAUCUUUUCCUUUCUGAAUCCGAAAGAUUUGUGUGCUGCUGCGCAAGUCAGCUGGCCCUGGAAGUUUUUAACUGAACAGGAUUGCUUAUGGAUGCCCAAGUGCGUCAGGUUUGGCUGGUUCCUGCCCUACACGCCAACGGAGCAUGAGUAUGGUGCUUGGAAGCACCAUUACAUUGCUUGCGUGUCCAACUUAGACUGGCUGACGCCUAGGGAAGCCGCUGCUCUUUAUGGGACCCUGAAUGAACCCAAAACAGAAGAUGAGGAGCUACAGGAGAGACAAAGGGAAAAGUGCCUAAGGAAAAUAAUUUGGGAGAAAAUUGCUCUGCAUAAGAAGGCGUUAUUCCGAGCCCGACCCCCGUGGGUGAGUGGAACAUGCUGCUCUAGAAUGUUCAAAUCCCAAUGCCAACCACGUCUGUCCCGGACUGUGAGGGAUCGAGUGGGAUUACCUGAAGCUUUGGAGAAACAGCUUGUUUUGGCAUCCUUAGAAGCUUUGCCCAAGCGAAGUAAUGUUUCUGGAAGACAUUCCUACCCUUUAUUAUCAAAGAAAAACUGGCAUGGAGUUUUUAAAAAUGAUGACAGCCCUUCACAUACUUCCCAGCCACACUUCAUAUUAAUAUCAUCUCAGAUUCCUGCGUAUGAGAUGGUGGUGGACAGCGUCAGGGCAGGUGUCCUCUCUGUGCUGUACGAACACAGCGGCGUGACCUUGGAGAGCCUGCUUUACCUCAUAGACAAAGCUCUGGGUGGGCAGAAGGCACAGAGUAUCGGAAUAUUUAGCAACGGAGACAGCAGAGAAAUCAAUUUACUCCAAGGCUAUAAAAUUGGUAUUAAAAAUUUAUUGAAGCCUGAGGUGAGAGACUUCUGGGAGAAACUGGGCAGCUAUGUGGCCCCCGCAGAGGAGGGGGGUCACGUGGACCUCUUUGUACCACUUGGAGCAUCAGAGGCAGGUGUAGAAGUUCUUUCUCAGCUGUCUCAACUAACUGGCACGUUAUUUACGGCCCCAACUGGGAUCGCAACGGGCUCUUACCAACGCAUUCUUAGUGACUGGCUGGGACCACAGCAGGACAGGGCUCCCCCGUCCAUCUACUUCAGCGAAUCAAAGCUGCACACGUGGUCCAGCCUCACGGACUUCCUGGAAGACACCUUGAAAUCAGUAAGGAAACAGUUAAGUCCUCUCUUCAAGGAGUUGCGGAAGAACAUCAGUGGCAGGAUGAUAGGACAGUUUAUGUUUGACACUAUGAGCAUGACCGACAUUCUAAACAACCAAGAGACUGCACAAGCUCUAGCAGAUGGAUUGACGGAGCUUUCAAAAGAAAAUUCUGACAAACCUCUGGAAUUUUUGUCACAUUUUCUGUUGAAGAGAUACAGUGAAAAGAGCAAAGAUUUUGAAGGAAAUGUUAUUCUGACAAAAUCUGACGCAAAGACAACAUUCAAUUUGUUCAUGAAGGAAAGACAUGUUUUCAAAGACAACCCUCAGGACACAGAAUCAAGUCUCAGCGAAAGUAAUCCACAUUUUGAAUUGCUGGUUCAGCUGGAGAGAAAGCUGCAGACGGACUGGGCCGCGAAGCGAGCUCGAGUGGCCGGGGAGCUCUUAGGAAGCGAGAGAAGAUACGUGCAGAUGCUGGAAAUUGUGAGAGACGUUUACGUAACACCACUGAAGGCAGCGUUGUCAUCAAACAGAGCGAUUCUGAGUGCUGCAAACAUCCAGAUCAUUUUCUCUGAUAUUCUGCGGAUUUUAAGUCUCAACAGGCAGUUUAUAGAUAACCUGAGAGACAGACUACAGGAACCAGGCCCGACUCACUGUUUGGGAGAAAUAUUCAUAAAGUUUGGAAGCCAGUUGAACACAUAUACCAAUUUCUUCAACAAUUACCCUGUUGUUCUGAAAACUAUUGAGAAGUGCAGAGAAACGAGACCAGCAUUCCGAGCUUUCCUGAAGAGGCACGAUAAGACCAUUGCUACCAAAAUGCUGAGCCUGCCGGAGCUGCUCCUGUACCCAUCCCGAAGGUUUGAAGAAUAUAUUCACCUUCUCUAUGCUCUGAGGCUUCACAUUCCUGCAGAGCACAUUGACCGUCAGGACUUAACCACUGCAAUUGACCAAAUCAGAAAAUAUAAAGGUUACAUAGACAAGAUGAAGCAAAACAUCAACAUGAAAGAUCAUCUGUCAGACAUACAGAGAAGCAUCUGGGGGUGCCCUACUCUAUCAGAAGUAAACAGAUAUCUGAUUAGGGUCCAAGAUGUAGCCCAACUUCACUGCUGUGAUGAGGAAAUAAGUUUCUCUUUAAGGCUCUAUGAACAUACUCGAGAUCUCAGUCUUUUCCUCUUCAACGAUGCACUGCUUGUUUCUAGUCGAGGCACAUCUCAUACGCCAUUUGAAAGGACUUCAAAAUCAACCUACCAGUUCAUUGCAUCUGUGGCUCUUCAUAGGUUACUUGUAGAAGAUAUUCCCGAUUCCAAAUAUAUCAAGAAUGCAUUUAUUCUUCAAGGUCCAAAGCAUGAAUGGAUUUGUGCCACAGAAGCGGAGGAUGACAAGUUCCUAUGGUUAUCAGUACUCCAAAAUGCAAUCAAAAGUACUAUGCAGAAGUGA
Pteronotus mesoamericanus is the source of this 2880-nucleotide messenger RNA. RefSeq names its product epithelial cell transforming 2 like (gene ECT2L). Gene Ontology annotation, molecular function: protein binding; guanyl-nucleotide exchange factor activity. Bases 1 to 2880 code for a protein of 959 amino acids. The transcript is spliced from 21 exons. The record is from RefSeq and is a predicted model, not a curated record. Lineage: Eukaryota; Metazoa; Chordata; Mammalia; Chiroptera; Mormoopidae.